AUUCCCAUCUUCACCGCGCUGCCGGUAACCGGUGCCGGUACCGCGGGCGAUCUCCGGUAACCCCGGGAGCGCCCCGGUGAUUCCCCCGUGCUCCGCAGGAGCUGCGCAAGAAGCUCUUCAAGCGGCGUCGGGAGCGGGCGCGGGGCCGGCGGCAGAAGCGGCGGGCGGCAGCGGCGGCGGCGGCCCCGGUGUGGGGGAAGCGGCAGCGGAAGGAGCUGAAGCGGCUGCGGCGGGGCGCUGCCGGCGCCCGGCGGCCGCGCGGAGACGGCGGCGGAGGCGGAGGGACGGCGGAGAUGGAGCCGUGACAGUGGAGACACCAAAGUGACACCGGAGACACCGGCGACAUCCUAGUGACACCAGUGACAUCCCAGUGACACCAGUGACGUCCCAGCGCUCCCAGUCCCUCGUGCUGCUCUCGCUGCUGGGCCUUGGCCGGAGCCACCUCGGUGUCCCCAGCGUGUCCCCAGUCCCUCCCAGUCUCUCCCAGUACCCCCCCAGUGUCCCCAGUCCCUGUCCCAGUGUCCCCAGUGUCCCCAAUAAAGCCGCUCUGUCUCUCUGUCCGUCCGUCCCUCCCCGUGUCCGUCUGUCCCGCGUGGGGGACCGGACCCCUUUUCCGGUAACACCGCCGGGCACCGGGAGAGGGGCGGAACCCCCGCGCGCGGCCGCAGCGCUGGGAGGGGCAUUUCCGGCGUGGGCGCUGCCCGCGCAUGCGCAGCCGCCCUCGCCCCCCCCCCCCCGGCCGCCGCCGACAUGUCGGCGCUGUGCGACCCCCCCGGGGCCACCGGCGGUGCCCGGGUCCCGCUCAGCGCGCAGGAGCUGUCGCAGGAGGUGAAGGCGUUCCUGAGCGGGCUGGACCCGGCGCAGGGCACGCCGCUGUCGCCGGCGGCGCAUGCCCGCUGCGCGCUGCGGCUGCUGCGCUGCCUGCCCCCGGCGCGCCACGCCGCGCUGCAGCACCUGCGCGGGCUGUUCGAUGAGCAGGUCUGCGCCCACCUGCUGCAGCGCGAGGCCGGCGCCGCCAACGCCGCCAGCGCAGCCUCGCCGGGCGCCGAGGCGCUGCAGGAAGCGAGGCGGGCGCUGGCCGAGCUGGUGGCCGCCAACCCGCGGGCGUGGGCGCCCGGCGUGGCCGCCUGGGCCAGCGAGCUGAUGGGGCAGCUGAGCAGCAAGUACGCGGGCCGGCCCGGCGUGCCGCCCGCCGCCAGCCUCAACGAGCUGCUGCAGCUGUGGAUGGCGUGCCCGGCCACGCGGGCGCUGCUGGACAUCUACAGCCAGUGCCUGGCCGCCAUGGCCGGCAGCUGCCCCGACGCCUGCGUGGACGCGCUGCUGGACACCUCGGUGCAGCACUCGCCGCACUUCGACUGGGUGGUGGCGCACGUCGGCUCCUCCUUCCCCGCCACCAUCAUCAGCCGCGUGCUGUCCUGCGGCCUCAAGGACUUCUGCGCCCACGGCGGCGGCGGCGGCGAGGCGGCGGCGCUCGGCGACAAGCGCGCGCCCAAGAUGGCCUCGGUGGUCGGCAUCCUGGGGCACCUGGCGUCGCGGCACGCCGGCAGCAUCAAGCAGGAGCUGCUGCGGAUGUUCCACGAGAGCCUGGGCUCGUCGCGCGAGCACCACAAGGCCACGGUGCCCUUCCUGCUGCAGCUGGCGCUGCUGUCGCCGGCGCUGCUGGCCACGGUGUCGGCCGAGCUGGUGGACGCGCUGCAGCCGCCGGUGCUCAACCAGCUGCACCAGCACUUCUCGGCGCUGCCCCGCGACGAGCUGGAGGCCACGGCGGGCGUGGCGGUGCACCUGCUGUGCCACGCCUCGGCCGGCGCGCUGCGGACGCUGCGCUUCCUGCUGGCCACCGCCGCGCCCGCCUCCGUCAUCGCCGCGCCGGGGCCGGCGCUGCGCGAGGGCGUGCGGGAGGCCUGCGAGCGCCUGCUGCAGCUGCUGCUGCUGCACCUGCAGAAGUUGGUGCAUGGCCGCGGCGCCGCCGGCCCCGCCGAGGCGGGCGCCAGGCCGGUGCCGUUCCUGGAGGCGCUGCGGCCGCACGUGCGCGAGCUGUGCCAGGACGCGCUGCGGCUGGAGCGGCGCCGCGGGCUGUGGCAGCAGCAGCUGCUGGCGCUGCUGGCGGUGCACUCGGCGCCGCACGGCGCGGCCGAGGCGCUCUUCUUCCUGCUGGCGCUGGCCCGCACGCCCGAGGAGCUGGCGCUGGCGCCGCAGCUGCGCGCCGGGCUGCGCGCCGUGCUGCCCGACCCGCUGCCCGCCGCCGUGGCCGCCGCCGUGGCGCAGAUCCACGCCGGCCGCCUGCCCGAGCCGCAGCUGGCGCAGCUCCUGCGCAACCUGGCGCUGCUGCUGCAGCCGCGCGAGCCCGAUGGCGAGCCGGGCGAGCCGGCGCUGGGCGCGGCGCUGGCGCGGCACCUGCCCGACCUGGCGCAGCUGCUGCUGCACCCGCGGGCCGAGGUGGCGGAGGCGGCGUGCCGGCUGCUGGCCGCCUGCCCGCUGCCGGCGGCGCUGCCGCCGGCGCAUCUCCUGCCAGCCGUGCGCGCCGCCGUGCGCCGAUUCGCCGGGCUGCGCCAGGGCGACGCGGCCGCGUGCCGGCGGCCGGGUGCCAGGCUGCUGGCGCGGCUCAGCGCCGUCAGCCCCGCCGCCGCCAAGGCCGUGCUGCGCAGGCUGGUGGAGGCCGCGCUGGGCGGCCGCGACGCCGAACUCUUCGGCGGCCGACGCCGAGCGGACGGGCGCGACGGCACCGCCGCGGCCUCCACCGCCGCGCCGACCGCAGCGUCGCUGCUGGACGACAACCGGCGCCUCACCGCUGGCCCCAACGCCGCCGGCGGCGUGUGGUCGGUGUUCCACGCCGGCGUCAUCGGCCGCGGGCCCAAGCCGGCGGGCGGCACGGCGCGGCGCAGCGCCGAGGAGCUGAGCCGCAACACGCAGGCCUUCCUCAGCCUGGUGCUGCGCUGCUGCCGCGGCACCGGCCCCGCCGUGGGCGCCGAGGCCGCCAAGGCGGUGGCGGCGGCGCUGGUGGAGGCCGUGUGCCCCGAGGCCGCUGGCGCCGAGCUGGCCUGGCCGCCCGAGGAGCUGGCGCGGGCCACGGUGGAGCGGGACCUGCGCAUCCUGCGGCGGUUCCGCCGGCACCCGCUGCUGUUCCCGCUGCUCCGGCUGGUGGCCGGCGGCCGCCCGGCGCUGUGCUACUGCUCCGUGCUGCUCCGCGGGCUGCUGGCCGGGCUGGUGGCGCACUGGGACGCGUGCCGGGCCGGCAGCACCGCGGCCUCGCCCUGGCACCUGCGGGCGUCGUGCGCGCUGGUGGCGCUGCUGGCCGAGGGCUCUUUGCUGCCGCCGGUGCUGGGCAACAUGCACGAGCUGUUCCCAGAGCUGGCGCCCUUCGAGGUGCACCUGCUGCUCCUCAGCGUUUGGGGCUACCUGCGCGACAACAGCCCCCUGCCCCAGAAAUUCACCUUCCAGCCCCGCCUCGGCGCCUUCCGACGCGACUUCGGCCGCGACGCCGACCUGGGCAAGCACCUGGCCGUGCUGCACAGCGUGCUGCACCGAAACAUCCACCGGCUGGGGCGGCUGGCCGCCAGGUUCUACCCGUGAGCGGCAUCCGAAAAGCGGUUUUGGGGGUUUGGGGGGCGGCGGGCACCUGGAGUUGGAGUUUGUGAAAUAAAGGACGUGCAAAGGA
This is a messenger RNA of Taeniopygia guttata (zebra finch), 3655 nucleotides long. RefSeq names its product integrator complex subunit 5 (gene INTS5). Gene Ontology annotation, cellular component: integrator complex. Lineage: Eukaryota; Metazoa; Chordata; Aves; Passeriformes; Estrildidae. The record is from RefSeq and is a predicted model, not a curated record. Gene Ontology annotation, biological process: snRNA 3'-end processing.